This is a messenger RNA of Peromyscus eremicus (cactus mouse), 1929 nucleotides long. Its product is annotated as zinc finger protein 431-like. The record is from RefSeq and is a predicted model, not a curated record. The coding region runs from base 75 to 1727 and encodes 550 amino acids. Gene Ontology annotation, biological process: regulation of immune system process; negative regulation of transcription by RNA polymerase II; regulation of cytokine production. NCBI's taxonomy places the organism in Eukaryota, Metazoa, Chordata, Mammalia, Rodentia, Cricetidae. The transcript is spliced from 4 exons.
UGGCGCAAGUGUUCCGCAGUGGCUGCGCUGCGGGGAGUUGUGGGGAGAGCGUGGGCAAGUCUGACAGCCCCACCAUGAAUUCAGUGACCUAUGAUGAUGUGCAUGUAAACUUCACUCAGGAUGAGUGGGCUUUGCUGGAUCCUUCCCAGAAGAGUCUCUACAAAAAUGUGAUGCUGGAGACCUACAGCAAUCUCACUGCUAUAGGCUACAAAUGGGAUGAACAUAAUAUUAAAGAAGAUUUUCAAAGAUCUAGAAGACUUCGAAGGCAUGAAAGAAGUCAUACUGGAGAGAAACCCUAUGAAUGUAGUCAAUGUGGGAAAGCCUUUUCACGACAGAGUAAUCUCCAAGUACAUAAAAGAACACACACUGGAGAAAAACCCUAUGAAUGUAAUCAAUGUGGGAAAGCCUUUGCCUGCCACAGUUAUCUUCAAAAGCAUGAAAGAAUUCAUACUGGAGAGAAACCCCAUGAAUGUAAGCAAUGUAGUAAAGCUUUUGCAGAUUACAGUAAUCUUAAAAUACAUGAAAGAACACAUACUGGAGUGAAACCCUAUGAAUGUAAUCAAUGUGGUAAAACGUUUUCACAACAGAGUCAUCUCCAAAUACAUAAAGGUUCACAUACUGGAGAGAAACCCUAUAAAUGUAAUCAAUGUGGGAAAGCCUUUGCAUAUCAUCGUUCUCUUCAGAGGCAUGAAAGAGUUCAUACUGGAGAGAAACCCUAUGAAUGUAAGCAAUGUGGUAAAGCUAUUGCAUAUUACAGUAAUCUUAAAAUACAUGAAAGAACACAUACUGGAGUAAAACCCUAUGAAUGUAAUCAAUGUGGUAAAACCUUUUCACAACAGAAGCAUCUCCAAAUACAUAAAAGUUCACAUACUGGAGAGAAACCCUACAAAUGUAACCAGUGUGGGAAAUCCUUUGCAUGCCAUAGUUAUCUUCAAAAGCAUGAAAGAGUUCAUACUGGGGAGAAACCCUAUGAAUGUAAUCAAUGUGGUAAAGCUUUUGCAUAUUACAGUAAUCUUAAAAUACAUGAAAGAACACAUACUGGAGUAAAACCCUAUGAAUGUAAUCAAUGUGGUAAAACGUUUUCACAACUGAAUAAUCUCCAAAUACAUAAAAGUUCACAUACUGGAGAGAAACCCUAUAAAUGUAAUCAAUGUGGGAAAAGCUUUGCAUGUUAUCGUUCUCUACAAAAGCAUGAAAGAGUUCAUACUGGAGAGAAACCUUAUGAAUGUAAGCAAUGUGGUAAAGCUUUUGCAGAUUACAGUAAUCUUAAAAUACAUGAAAGAACUCAUACAGGUGUGAAACCCUAUGAAUGUAAUCAAUGUGGUAAAACCUUUUCACAACAGAAGUAUCUUCAAAUACAUAAAAGUUUACAUACUGGAGAGAAACCCUAUAAAUGUAAUCAAUGUGGUAAAGCUUUUGCACAUCAUAGUGUUCUUCGAAAUCAUGAAAAAAAUCAUAUUGAAGAGAAACCAUAUGAAUGUAAUCAGUGUGGUAAAACCUUUUCUAAACAAUAUAAUCUCCGAAUACAUAGAAGAACACAUACUGGAGAGAAACCCUAUAAAUGUUAUCAAUGUGGGAAAGCCUUUGCAUGUUGUAGUGGUCUUCAAAGGCAUAGAAGAAUUCAUGUGGAAGAGAAACCCUAUGAUUGUAAUCAAUAUGGUAAAACAUUUUCACAACAGAAACAUCUUCAAAUGCAUAAAAGCUCACAUACUAAAGAGAUCCUAUAAAUGUAAACAAUGUGAGAAAGCCUUUGUAUGUCACAAUUAUCUUCAAAGGCAUGAAAAAAAAUCAUUGGAGAGUAAAUGUAUGAAUGUAAUAAGUUUCAUAAAGUCUUUGUACUUCACUGUAAUCCUUGAUACCAUCAAUGAGUUCAUCCAAGAGUAAAACCUGUAUUGUGUAAUCAAUUUGUUAAAGUCUUUGUAUAUUAUA